Molecule: messenger RNA, 580 nt
Organism: Thamnophis sirtalis
Lineage: Eukaryota; Metazoa; Chordata; Lepidosauria; Squamata; Natricidae
Source: RefSeq, a predicted model, not a curated record
GUGGCGGCCGCGCAGUAGCAGCAAGAGUAAUACUGUUAUCGGUUACGGUUCUUUAAGCGAGGUAGCAGACGGCUGGGGAGAAAAGUAAUCAGCAGCAGCAGCAGCAUCUAGGGUGCCGGAGGAGGAAGAUGGCUGAGCCGGGAACAUCCCGAGCGUCUCCCUUGUAUUCGCGGGCUUCAGCUGUGGAUGGAUUUCUGAAGACAGAUGAAAGGCAAAGACAAGCCAGAGAAAGAAGAGAAGAAAGAGAAAAAUAUUUUGGAACGAUUAGAGGCUAUGAUGCGGCGCUCCAUGGAACGAAGUCAGCAGCUAGAGCAGAAACAGAAGAGGUGGUCGUGGGGAGGAAGGCUGGCUGCAGGCUCAGGCGACACAGAUGGUGAAUCAGAAAAUGCCCCACCCCUUCUAGGUUUAGCUGUCAACACUCUUCUUCCAGACCCCGUGGUUUCAAUUGUUGCUGCUGAACCCUACAAUGCAUGUGACAAACUUUCAGUUUCUACAAUGAAUCUGCCAAAGCAAAUGGAGUCGUGUAUCAAUAAACGUCUGUCCUCCUCCAUAGCAACAAUAACUUAUUCCAUUGAUAAAG